AUGAGGCUGACAUGGCUAGUAUUCCUCUGUGCGCUCCUCGCAGCAGUAUUAGCAUGGGACAAAGAAGAUUAUGAGAUAUUUGACAUAGUGGCUGAGCUCGAGCGGGGAGAAGGCAAAGGGGUUACAUUUUACUCGUUUCUCAAUGUAUCACCCUCAGCCAGCACAUCCGAGAUAACAAAAGCGUACCGUUCCACCAUGCUCGCCAACCACCCCGACAAGAAUCCCGGCAACAAGGCUAUAGCAGAGCGACACACGCGUCUCACUACUAUUGGCAGCAUACUGCGCAACAAGGAAGCACGCAAGAGGUAUGAUUUCUGGCUGAAGCGUGGUGUACCAUAUUGGAAGGGCGGCGCUUACCUGUUCGCUCGCUUCAGACCUGGUCUUUUCACGGCUAUCACCUUCCUCGCCCUUCUCACCGCACUCUUGCAAGCCACGGUGCAACGCAUGAACGCGACUAAAGACGUCAAAAGGAUUGCGCGUGUGCGCAAUAUUGCUCUCUCUUCAGGCAAGCGCAGAUGUCGCGUACCUCUGCGUGACGAUGGCGAUAUAUUCAUCGAUUGUGUGGUGGAUGGAGAGGAGGUGUCUAUUCUCGAUAGGGACGGCAGCACCCACCUCAUAACCGAAGAAGAUGUUCAGAAGCCUUCUCUGUACAGCCUCUGGCCUGUAACGCUCACUCUGGCCAUCGCAGCACCCAUUAUGCGCCUUUGUAACACCUCUGGAGACGCCCUUCAUGUGGCUACUGAGCCGGUGCUUGGCGAGGAGGGUGAUGAGAGUGAUGAGAUUGAUGAAAAGGGUCAUCAAGUACACAACGACAUCCCCAAACCCCCACAGAAACCUCUCAAAGCGUCAGAAAAGCUGAGAAACACUCGCAGACGCAGGGCUAACAAGUGA
Messenger RNA from Wallemia ichthyophaga EXF-994, 891 nucleotides. RefSeq lists its product as uncharacterized. The coding region runs from base 1 to 891 and encodes 296 amino acids. The transcript has 4 exons. The record is from RefSeq and is a predicted model, not a curated record. Gene Ontology annotation, cellular component: endomembrane system. Lineage: Eukaryota; Fungi; Basidiomycota; Wallemiomycetes; Wallemiales; Wallemiaceae.